CGUCCUCAAGUUGCGCUUCUCCCCACCCUCCAAGGGCCUUUGGUACAUUCCCGUUGCUCCGAGAGCUUAAAAAGGGCCCGGGAGGCUAAAUCCAGCAGAUUUGGUCCUGAUUUGUGUUUAGGAGCAUUGCGAUCCCACAUUCUCUGCGCCCGCCCUGGUUGGGAGGGUGUGUUGGUAUCUUGGCCAGGGAUUUUAAAGCUGUGGCUCUCAAACGUUGGGGGUUUUGUGUGUGUGGCUGUGUGGCUGGCAGCUAGGGUCCAUCGUCCCCAUUUCCUAGGCUUGCUCGGCUCCUUCGCCAAAGCCCAGCAGUGAGAAAGGCGUGCUGCCACUUCUGCAAAGGAUGGAGCAAACCGAGGUGCUAAAGCCACAGACACUAGCCGAUCUGAUCCGCAUCCUGCACCAGCUCUUCGCCAAGGAAGAGGUCAAUGUGGAGGAGGUGCAGGCCGUCAUGGAAGCCUACGAGAGCGACCCCGCCGAGUGGUCAGUGUAUGCCAAGUACGACCAGUACAGGUACACCCGAAACCUUGUGGAUGAAGGAAACGGAAAAUUUAAUCUAAUGAUUCUAUGUUGGGGUGAAGGACAUGGCAGCAGUAUCCAUGACCACACCAACUCCCACUGCUUUCUGAAGAUGCUGCAGGGAAAUCUAAAGGAGACAUUAUUUGCCUGGCCUGACAAAAAGUCCAAUGAGAUGAUCAAGAAGUCAGAAAGAACCUUGAGGGAAAACCAGUGUGCCUACAUCAACGAUUCCAUUGGCUUACAUCGAGUAGAAAACAUCAGCCAUACGGAACCUGCUGUGAGCCUUCACUUGUACAGCCCACCUUUCGAUUCCUGCCAUGCCUUUGACCAAAGAACAGGACAUAAGAACAAAGUCACCAUGACAUUCUACAGCAAAUUUGGAACCAGGACUCCAUUCGGAAUUUCAGGAUCGCUGGAGAACAACUAAGGAGCACCAAACCCUCUAAGGUCUGCUGAAGUGUUGGUUGGACAGGAAGGCCUCCCACCAUUUGCCGUUCAGUAAUACACUUGACAAAACCAGUGCUUAAAUCUCCUAUAAGGCAGAUGCUAAUUAUAAGUCGUUAAGUAAGCAAACAGUGCUCUGAGCUACUACAGAAGAAAAAUCCCUCUAAAGAAAAAAGAAGGCUUGUGAUUUUUAGAGGCCAAAUAAAGUACUCCCCUGGUUUUAUUCUCUAAAUCUGUUGGAACCAUGCAGGGAAUGUCAGUGAAGGCUUUUAUAGCUUUUGGAAACACAUUGUCUCUGAACUGUAAUUAGCAGCAAGAAACUACAGGUAUGGAAUGCCUAUCUUGUGACUUGGAUAACUAAACGUAGAUGUCUUUAGUAUACUUUGUAUGUUCUUAAUAUUUGAAGAGAACUUUUUGAAUCUGUGGAUUUUAUUUUUUCAAUCAUAUUUUUCAAAUUCCUGUUCUAUAAAUAAUAGGAUGUUGUAGAUAGAGAAACUUAAGGUACUUUGCCAUUUGCUAAUGAAAUGAGGGACAAAGGAUUUAGAAAAGGAUGUGGACCCAAACCCACAACAAACCAAAAACACAGAAUCAUGCCUGGUAUGUCCAGUGGUUGUAGUCAAAGACUUUGUACUGCUCUCAGAUUCCCAAAUAAUUUUAAUAAAACUGGAUUUGAACAC
Messenger RNA from Phyllostomus discolor (pale spear-nosed bat), 1637 nucleotides. RefSeq names its product cysteine dioxygenase type 1 (gene CDO1). Gene Ontology annotation, biological process: L-cysteine catabolic process. NCBI's taxonomy places the organism in Eukaryota, Metazoa, Chordata, Mammalia, Chiroptera, Phyllostomidae. Bases 341 to 943 code for a protein of 200 amino acids. The transcript is spliced from 5 exons. Gene Ontology annotation, molecular function: cysteine dioxygenase activity; ferrous iron binding. The record is from RefSeq and is a predicted model, not a curated record.